GCACACAACACAACUCGCUAGCCAAGCCUGGGAAGCUAGAAGUAGAAGCGCAAGCUACCUUAGAGCUCGUGCGGUGGCCUAGCUGCCAGCCAUGGAGAACCCGUACACGACCUUCCUCAAGAACUACCGUCAGCACCGCUACUACUUCUCACCCACGCCGGUGCCGGCGCCAGUGGCGUCGACGACGGCGCCUCCUCCGGUCUCCGCCUACUCCUCCAGCCCCUUCUUCUCCCCGCCGCCGCCUCCUCCUCCUACUACGCCGUCGUCUCCUCCGCUCCGGGAAGCCCUGCCCCUUCUCUCUCUCGCCCCCGCCUCCCGCGGGUCUCGGGAGCGGCGGCGCGGCCCCGGCCCGGACGACUCCGACGACGGCGACGACGACGUCGACGAGGAGGAGGGGAAACAAGCGCCGGGCCCAGCCGCGAGCAGUAGCCUGCACCACAAUCAGCAGCUCGCGGGACGGCAACUCUUUGCGGACCUGAACUCCAAGGCGACCGACGACCCGAUGGACUCGGCGGCGGGCGGCGCGGCGGGGGACGUGACGGUGGCGCUGCAUAUAGGCCUGCCGAGCGCCGGCACCGCCGCCGACCUCAUCUCCGGGAUCUCGGCCGCAGCUAGGGCGGCGAGGGAUGACGAGGAGGAAGAGGACGACCGCCUUAAUAAGGAGCUGAGCGGCGGCUGCGCUGAGGAGGACGGGGAUGACGACGGCGAGAACGAGGCGGCCGUGGCGCCGGUGCUAGGGUUCGCUUCGACGCCGAUCGGGCGGCUGAACAAGGGGCAGUACUGGAUCCCGACGCCGACGCAGAUCCUCAUCGGCCCGACGCAGUUCUCCUGCCCUGUCUGCUUCAAGACCUUCAAUCGAUACAACAACAUGCAGAUGCACAUGUGGGGCCACGGGUCGCAGUACCGGAAGGGCCCGGAGUCGCUGCGCGGCAUCCAGCCGACGGCGAUGCUGCGGCUGCCGUGCUACUGCUGCGCGCCGGGGUGCCGGAACAACGUCGACCACCCGCGCGCCAAGCCGCUCAAGGACUUCCGCACCCUGCAGACGCACUACAAGCGCAAGCACGGCCUCAAGCCCUUCCUCUGCCGCCGCUGCGGCAAGGCCUUCGCCGUCAAGGGCGACUGGCGCACCCACGAGAAGAACUGCGGCAAGCUCUGGUACUGCCUCUGCGGCUCCGAGUUCAAGCACAAGCGCUCCCUCAAGGACCACGCCAGAGCCUUCGGCCAGGGCCACGGCGCGCUCGGCGGCGCCGGGCUCGACGACGACGAUGACUGUGCCAUCUCCGACGUCGAGCACGACGGUGCCGCCGCGGGCGCCAGGUCGCUCUGAGCGUCACUCACCGAUCGGUCUGGCCGUGGUUAUGUGCCGCCGUGCCGGCCCGGAUGCUCAAAAGAUGCUAGCUGUGUGCACAUCUGAACUACGCAGUGUAUACAAGUCCGAAAACUAUCGGCGGUGUAUACAUACUACAAGCUCACGAGUUGCUCUUUGAUUGGGUUUGCUUCUUCUGUUUUUCUCUUCCUACAUAUCUCGCUUGUAUAUUAGCUAGGAUGAGACCUCAAUCAAUCGAUCAUGGAAAUGUGUCAACAUUUAAUUAGCAUUUCGCUUGCUUCUAAA
Molecule: messenger RNA, 1612 nt
Organism: Triticum urartu
Lineage: Eukaryota; Viridiplantae; Streptophyta; Magnoliopsida; Poales; Poaceae
Product: zinc finger protein WIP5
Biological process (GO): regulation of gene expression; anatomical structure development
Cellular component (GO): nucleus
Molecular function (GO): DNA-binding transcription factor activity
Source: RefSeq, a predicted model, not a curated record